AUGAUAAUGUCUUUUAGUACAGGGGUGAAACGAGUUAUUGGAGGAAACCUUGAUCUUUCUUCGAAAAGGACUGAUGGAAAGAUGGUAAUCAAAUACAAUACCGCACCAAUCUCGACAACAUCAACUUUAGCUAUUUUGGAUACAGAUUAUGAUAAUUAUGCAGUAAUAUAUAGUUGUGGUGGUUUUGGUCCCGUCAAUGCCCAAAGCGCAUGGUUGAUGACAAGAGAACGAAUUCCCGAUGCCCAAACUCUCCAAAAAGCGUAUGGUGUACUUGACAGAUAUAAAAUUAAUCGUAGCUUCUUUGUAAAAACCGAUCAAGAAGGUUGCGCAAUUGCAGCUUCAGAUUUGAAUGCUGCUUUGGGUAUUGCAUCAACGUCUACUAAUGUCGAACAAACCGCUGCAAUUGAUAGUACCAGUAGCCAACGUGAAAGUGUUGAUUUCAAGGCUCAACCAAUUGCAACCAUUUUUUUCAAUAAAGCAGCAGAUGAAUAUUCUAGCAGCAACAAGAAAGAAAUUGUUGCUGAUAAGGAAGUAAUAUUACCCAUAAAAACUGAUAUUGAACUGUUACCGGAAACUACUAGUUUGAAAUAUUCCAAAGAAUUAGUGAACAAAGUUGAAGAGAAACCUUCAAAUGAAACUAAAGCUUCUGAGAAUUUCAUUGAGAAUCAUGAAGAGGAAAAGUCCGCAGCAACUGUGGUAUUAAUGAAACCUGCCGAUACUAAUACUACGUCUGAGAAUAUUUUAGAACAAAAUUGA
Messenger RNA from Ceutorhynchus assimilis (cabbage seed weevil), 756 nucleotides. The record is from the annotation of a GenBank genome assembly. Lineage: Eukaryota; Metazoa; Arthropoda; Insecta; Coleoptera; Curculionidae.